GGGUAGAGUACCAAGGUAAACAAUAGCUUAUGCGAAUGCUGUUACGAACGAAUCUGCUUGACUAGUUUUCCGUGGCAGGACGCUAGGACAAAAUGGAGAAUAAAUCCGACCUCUUCCUCUUCAAGGCCCUUCCUCCGUUGCUUCUACGAACUGAGUGAUCUACAUGUCUCCGGUCGGAGACAGCGUGGCCGCCCGUCCCUCCCAUCACCGCAUCGCUAUCGAGUUGACCGUGCAGAUCAGAUGUUAUGGAGUUUGACAGGUACUUCGAUACAGCCAAAUGGUGACACGGCUUGCUCUCUUAAGGACAGCCCUCGCAGCAAUCAGCUGCUCAGUGGAGCAAGUAAUUUGCGGUCGCCCCUGCCCCGGCUGGAUCUGCAUAGCUUGGAUUCUCUCCCGAAACCUGUGGGCUCAAACGUUGAUUUUGCUACAAAAUACUGUCUCAUAUCCUGGCGCUUGUGCUGCUAGUGUUCCGGGAGAUAAGGGUUUGGACAAGAAGGACCUCACCGGUCAACCGCUCCCCGUUAGUGAGGCAGAACUAGAGGCGGCACAAGCAUUGCUUGCGCUCAGCGCACGUUCGGCAAUUGACACCUCUGGAACUCAAGAAGAGCCUGCGGCGUCGGCAGCAGCAGCUCCUCCAGGCGGGCGCGGAGCCACACCUGGAGCGGCUGAUCCCAGCACUCGACGAAGACGAUCUGCAGGCGCAUGCAGGCGGAGGAAGGACUCUGGCUCCAGAAGCUCUGCACCGGGGGGAGAAGGCCUUGCUCGUACCGUUUUAUUGGAGGGACGUGGAGAGGUGACAUAUGGACAGCUUGCGCUUGGCAAGCUGAGGAGCGAUGCGAAGACGCUUCGAGAGGAAUGGGGGAGUGAGGACAAUUACGUGGCGCGAAGCGUCGGGCGUCUCAUCGUCAGUCAGUCGGGUCCUGUUCAGUGGUCACGACUGCAGGGAUGGGUGGAGCGUGCGCAAAAGAGGUUUCAAGAGCGGUCAUCUGUGCGGCUGAGAGAGGCCGCAAAACUGGAAGAUAUGGCGGAAGAAGUAAAGCAGAGGUUGGCGGCAGCUGGGGUGCACCUCCCAAGCUCCAGCGGAGACAGCUCGCCGCAAGCCGGAACGCGUGAUCAGCCCUCCAGAACAGGCGCCGACGCAGGCUCACCGGAUACGGCAAGCGUCAGUGCACCAGUAUUGACCAAAAAGUCUUGUGUCAUGAUCGGAAUUGCGGAGCUAAGAAGGCAGUCGAAGGAGCUCAGAGAAAUCUGGACCAGUAGGGAGGAGUACAUUGAACAACACGUUGCGGAUCGCAUGGUGCGGACUCCCAAUCGAAAUGUGCCUGAUCGCUUCGUGGGUGAAUGGCGACAAGCGGCCAGAACGAGGUAUAACGAGAGAGUGACGCAACGGCUGGAGAAGGCAGCAGAACUUGAGGCCACGGCAAAUGCAUGGGAUAGACGAAUUGCCUCAGACGCCGAAAUUUGGGAGGACGUUGAGGAAGGCACUCCCGUCGGGGCGGGAGAAGCUCAACAAGUUGCCGCAUUAAUGAGGCCGGCAGGUCGUCCAGUCAUUCGUGGCCUAAAAUACUACAAACAGGGAACAGCAGACGAAAGCAUGACGAUUACUUCCUCAGCUGGACCAUCAGAGAGCGGUGCUCCUGAAAGCGCUGCACAGAUAGGCUCUCUGAGCGGAACAGUGCUUGGUAGCACUAUUCUGCUGCCACAAAGGGGCGCUGUGACAUACGUGCAACUUGCCAUUGAGAGGAUGAGGCAAGAAGCUCGAGCGCUUCUGUACAGAUGGGGAAACAUGGAGAGUUUCUUACACAGAAACAUUGCGCUACGCAUGUAUCGCCUGAAUAACAGAUCUCCAAGUGUAGAGACAGUCCGUCAGUGGUUACAACUGGCGCGAAGCAAGUACAGGCAUCGAGGGCGUAUGCGUUGUCAGGAUGCUGAAAACUUGAACAUCAUGGCCAACGAGCUAGAGCGGAAUGCUGAAGCAGCAGGAAUUUCGCUACGAACCGCGCAGGAAACAGCUACACUGGAAUCGGGAUCUCCUGGUCAAGCACCAGUUGCACAGGCAGCAGGAACCCCACGCGGUGAGUUCGGCGCUCUCAACGGCAUGUUUCAGCUUUGUGCUGACGAAGACCGGUCAAUCUGGCCGUGACACUGGACGUCGAAGCCCCUCACAGUUGAGCGACGUUUCGUAGAGUUUAUCAGCGUCGACGUGCAUGCGAGCACGCCACAGACGUACCUGCUUACCUGAACUCCAUGCAAAGCUUCAAGCGUUUUUGAGAGGGGGGAGGCAACAGGAUAUCCCUGUAGAGAGUACCAAUAACAGUUGCAUCUUUGUGAAACCGUGA
Molecule: messenger RNA, 2339 nt
Organism: Toxoplasma gondii ME49
Lineage: Eukaryota; Apicomplexa; Conoidasida; Eucoccidiorida; Sarcocystidae
Product: KRUF family protein
Exons: 6
Coding region: 278-2143 (621 amino acids)
Source: RefSeq, a predicted model, not a curated record